Messenger RNA from Neolamprologus brichardi, 523 nucleotides. Lineage: Eukaryota; Metazoa; Chordata; Actinopteri; Cichliformes; Cichlidae. The record is from RefSeq and is a predicted model, not a curated record.
CAUCCUGGACUCCUCUUCUCCCUCCUCCUCCUCCCCCAGAGAUGAACCUCAAUCUCCACCCUCCUUCCUCCACUCCUCCCCCAUUGGUCCCGCCUUUCCUCUGGAAGCCACUCCCACUCUCAGCCCUUCACAUGCAGAAUUCUUCCUCCACAGCCCGGCUUCUUCCUCCUCCUCCUCCUCAUCCUCCUCCUCCUCCUCACCGUACAGUCUCCUGUGCCGAGCAGCGGAGCCCGACUCCCCGACAGGAUGUAGUUCCAGCGGUGGAAGUAGCGCCUUGGUGUCGGAAGCGUCGCUGUGUUUUUCUGUAUCGGACUCGUUUUCAGCGCAGGUCGACUCGAUCCUGAGGGGCGACUACAUGACCUCGAUGGGGGCCGUGGGGCCCAAAAGGCUGUGUCUGGUGUGCGGAGACUUCGCCUCCGGGUAUCACUACGGCGUGGCGUCCUGCGAGGCCUGCAAGGCUUUCUUCAAGAGGACCAUCCAAGGUGGGAGGAGCACGUUCAUCAUCUCCUGUAUAAAGAAAUAA